UUUUUUUUUACGUAUUUGUAACUGGUAUAGUAGCAGGGUUCCGAGUGGUGAAACAAAAGAGGGUACAGCUACUGUAGGGGUAAAAGGGAAGGGUUCUGCACACUCACACAUCACAACUUGUUUCACACGCACAGAGAGAGUGCUGCAUGGCGAUGGAAAGUCGACUUGAAUAAUUAAGGAACCUGCAACCCCCGAAUCAAAUUUCCAGGUUCCAGGCAAAUAGUGAAGUCAUGGCAGAGAGUCACAUAAUGUCAUCAGAAGCACCCCCAAAAACCAACACAGGCCUGAAUUUCCGUACAAAUUGCCGAAUGGUAUUAAACCUGCUUCGUGAAAAAGAUUGUUCUGUUACAUUUUCUCCGGAACAGCCUUUGACACCUGUGACUGACCUUGCUGUUGGAUUUAGUAACCUAAGUACCUUCAGUGGUGAAACUCCCAAACGCUGCCUGGACUUGUCCAACCUUGGUGAUGAGACUGCACCACUGCCAACAGAGUCUCCUGAUAGAAUAUCAUCAGGUAAGGUGGAGUCACCAAAGGCACAAUUUGUCCAGUUUGAUGGCCUAUUUACUCCUGAUCUCGGGUGGAAAGCAAAAAAGUGUCCGAGAGGAAACAUGAAUUCUGUUCUGCCACGCCUUCUUUGCAGCACUCCAAGUUUUAAAAAGACCUCAGGAGGACAGAGAAGUGUGUCUAAUAAAGAAAAUGAGGGUGAGCUGUUUAAGAGUCCAAACUGUAAACCUGUUGCUUUGCUGCUACCACAAGAAGUAGUUGAUUCACAAUUUUCUCCAACACCUGAGAACAAGGUGGAUAUCUCCCUAGAUGAGGAUUGUGAGAUGAAUAUCUUGGGAUCCCCCAUAAGUGCUGAUCCCCCUUGUUUGGAUGGCGCACAUGAUGACAUCAAAAUGCAAAAUCUUGAUGGAUUUGCAGAUUUUUUUUCUGUUGAUGAAGAGGAAAUGGAGAAUCCUCCUGGAGCUGUUGGUAACUUGUCCUCUAGCAUGGCAAUUCUUCUGUCGGGACCCCUUCUAAAUCAAGACAUAGAAGUCAGCAAUGUAAACAAUAUAUCUUUAAACAGAAGCCGCCUUUACCGCUCACCUUCUAUGCCAGAGAAACUUGACAGGCCAAUGCUUAAACGGCCAGUGAGGCCACUAGACAGUGAAACGCCGGUCAGAGUGAAAAGGAGACGUAGUACCAGCAGCUCCCUUCAACCACAGGAAGAGAACUUCCAACCACAGAGGAGGGGUACUUCUCUUAAAAAGACGCUUUCUCUUUGUGAUGUGGAUAUCAGUACAGUUUUGGAUGAAGAUUGUGGUCACAGACAGCUAAUUGGAGAUUUUACAAAGGUUUAUGCUUUACCCACUGUUACUGGCCGACAUCAGGACCUCCGAUACAUCACUGGAGAGACUUUGGCAGCAUUAAUUCAUGGAGACUUCAGCAGUUUAGUGGAGAAAAUCUUUAUAAUCGAUUGUCGUUAUCCUUAUGAAUAUGAUGGAGGACACAUAAAGGGUGCAUUAAACCUCCACCGGCAAGAGGAGGUAACUGACUACUUCCUGAAACAACCACUGACCCCAACGAUGGCACAGAAGCGGUUAAUUAUCAUUUUUCAUUGCGAGUUCUCAUCUGAAAGAGGUCCAAAAAUGUGUCGGUUCCUCAGGGAGGAAGACCGAGCCAGGAAUGAGUACCCAAGCCUCUAUUACCCAGAGCUUUAUCUCCUGAAAGGUGGUUACAAGGAUUUUUUUCCUGAAUACAAGGAACUCUGUGAACCGCAGAGCUACUGCCCAAUGCACCACCAAGACUUCCGGGAGGAGCUGCUGAAAUUCCGGACAAAAUGUAAAACUUCGGUUGGUGAUCGAAAGAGGAGGGAACAGAUUGCCCGCAUAAUGAAGCUUUAAUCUUGGGGCUCAUGCCGUUGAUCCAUUUUCUUUUUUUUUUUUUUUUUUCAAACAAAGGAUGUAAACAUCUGCCAGAAUUUUAAUUUUCUUCUAAUACUACAACCAUGAAAACUGCUACUGAUUGGCAAAUAAUUUACCUUGUUUACAUCUUUGUCACUGUGAAUUUUAUUAUUUUUACUGUGAUCGCUCUAAACAUAGUGUGUAAGAAAGCGAGGGAUGAAAGGGUACCUGUACUGCUAAAUGCUGGGAGUCCUUGUAUGCAUUAAUCCACUAGGUGGUGCUGUUUAUUUAUAGAUGCAUUGUACAUUUUAUUAUUGUGACUUACACUCUUAUCAUAGAAACAUUUAAUGCUAAUUAAAAUGGGAAGUGAGACAGUGCAAUCAAACUUCAAGGAGGAACAUAGUAAACCAAUGGAUUAUUU
Xenopus laevis (African clawed frog) is the source of this 2304-nucleotide messenger RNA. It is a transcript of the gene cdc25c.L, whose product is annotated as cell division cycle 25C L homeolog. Gene Ontology annotation, biological process: positive regulation of G2/MI transition of meiotic cell cycle; positive regulation of G2/M transition of mitotic cell cycle; positive regulation of cell cycle G2/M phase transition. Gene Ontology annotation, cellular component: nucleus; cytoplasm. Gene Ontology annotation, molecular function: protein tyrosine phosphatase activity. Lineage: Eukaryota; Metazoa; Chordata; Amphibia; Anura; Pipidae. The record is from RefSeq and is marked provisional.